Molecule: messenger RNA, 2586 nt
Organism: Trichechus manatus latirostris (Florida manatee)
Lineage: Eukaryota; Metazoa; Chordata; Mammalia; Sirenia; Trichechidae
Gene: COL9A3
Product: collagen type IX alpha 3 chain
Exons: 32
Coding region: 1-2043 (680 amino acids)
Source: RefSeq, a predicted model, not a curated record
AUGGCCGGAGCCCCCGCGCUGGCCCUGCUCCUGAUCGGGCAGUUCCUGGCUGUGACCGAGAUGCAGAAAGUGGGACCUCGAGGCCCCCCUGGCCCCCAAGGGCCUCCUGGAAAACCGGGCAAGGAUGGCAUUGAUGGAGAAGCUGGUCCUCCAGGUCUGCCUGGACCCCCGGGACCAAAAGGGGCCCCCGGGAAAGUGGGAAAGCCAGGAGAGACGGGGCUGCCGGGGCUGCCUGGCGUGGACGGUCUGACUGGGCGGGAAGGCCCCCCUGGCCCCAAGGGUGCCCCUGGAGAACGGGGAAGCCUGGGACCCCCAGGGCCACCUGGACUGGGGGGCAAAGGCCUCCCUGGACCCCCCGGAGAGGCAGGAGCCAGCGGCCUCCCGGGAGGAGUCGGCCUCCGGGGCCCCCCGGGACCCUCUGGACUCCCAGGCCCCCCGGGCCCCCCGGGACCUCCUGGACCCCCUGGACAGCCAGGGGUCCUCCCUGAAGGUGCUGCUGACCUGCAGUGCCCCGCCAUCUGCCCGCCAGGCCCGCCCGGCCCCCCAGGAAUGCCGGGGUUCAAGGGACCCACAGGCUACAAAGGGGAGCAAGGAGAAGUUGGCAAGAACGGCGAGAAGGGUGACCCCGGCCCUCCUGGGCCCCCUGGCAUCCCAGGCACCGUGGGGCUGCAGGGCCCCCGGGGACUUCGAGGACUGCCAGGACCACUCGGGCCCCCUGGGGACCGGGGUCCCAUUGGGUUCCGAGGGCCACCAGGGAUCCCAGGAGCACCUGGGAAAGUGGGUGACAGAGGUGAGAGGGGCCCAGAGGGGUUCCGCGGACCCAAGGGUGACGUUGGCAGGGCUGGGGCCAAAGGGAUCCCUGGACUCGCUGGGCCUGCCGGAGAGCCGGGUAUGCCGGGCAAGGACGGCCGGGAUGGCGUGCCAGGGCUCGAUGGAGAGAAGGGAGAGGCCGGCCGCAGUGGCAGCCCUGGAGAGAAGGGACCCAGUGGGCUGCCGGGACUCCCGGGACGAGCAGGGCCCAAAGGCGAGAAGGGAGAACUGGGCAAAGCUGGAGAACUGGGCGAGGCUGGCCCUUCGGGAGAGCCAGGCAUCCCUGGAGAUGUGGGGAUGCCAGGGGAGCGUGGUGAGGCCGGCCACAGGGGUUCGGCGGGGGCUCUUGGCCCACAAGGCCCUCCAGGGGCCCCUGGCGUGCGAGGCUUCCAGGGCCAGAAGGGCAGCAUCGGAGAUCCCGGCCUACCUGGCCCCCAGGGCCUCCGAGGCAGCAUGGGUGAGCGGGGCCCCGUGGGAGCCGCAGGUCCGAAGGGAGACCAGGGCACCGCCGGCGUCGAUGGGCUUCCUGGGGAUAAAGGAGAGCUGGGUCCCAGCGGGCCUGUCGGACCCAAAGGAGUGUCUGGUGAUAGAGGCGAGCUGGGGCCCAAAGGCAAGCAGGGUGCCAAUGGCACCAGUGGUGUUCAGGGGGUCCCAGGCCCGCCUGGCCCUGUGGGCUUCCAGGGGCUGCAAGGCGUCCCCGGAAUUACGGGGAAACCAGGCAUUCCGGGGAAAGAAGCCAGCGAACAGCACAUUCGGGAGCUGUGCGGGGGCCUGAUCAGCGAACAAAUCGCACAGUUAGCCGCUCACCUGAGGAAGCCUUUGGUGCCGGGAUCCAUUGGGCGGCCCGGUCCAGCUGGCCCCCCGGGCCCCCCAGGCCCCCCAGGCUCCAUUGGCCACCCCGGCGCUCGAGGGCCCCCUGGAUAUCGAGGUCCCACUGGAGAGCUGGGAGACCCCGGACCCCGAGGUGACCAAGGUGACAGAGGGGACAAGGGCGCCACUGGCGUCGGCCUGGCCGGGCCCGAGGGAGAUCCAGGGCCGCAAGGGCUGCAAGGGGUGCCUGGCGCUAGCAAAGACGGUCGGGACGGCGCUCACGGUGAACCCGGGCCUCCUGGCGAUCCUGGCAUUCCCGGCGCCGUGGGUGCUCAGGGAACUCCCGGGGUCUGUGACACCUCAGCCUGCCAAGGAGCUGUGUUAGGAGGGGGCGCAGAGAAGUCGGGCCCCAGAAGCUCAUGAAACGCGUGAGGAGGUGACCUGUGACUGACGGUUGAAGCCACGUGCUCUGGGAGGUUUGCGGCCAGCUCAUUACAUCCGGAAAGCCCUCCUGGCCUGUCCCCUCAGCAUCAUCCAUGGCAGCUGCCUGGACACUGGUCCCUGAAAGGACCCUUUAUCAGCUAUUGUCAAAUUAUCCAUUCAUCUGUGACAUCAUACGUCAAACACAGGCCCCGUGUGAUACGGUGGUGACCCAGCACUGCAGGGGGAUGUACAGUGUACAGAAGAACUUCUGAACAAUUCCACGAGGUCAGAAAUACUCGGCAACUUGUUUACAUAGCACUGUGUGAAGACUAUGAUAAAAUCCCAAUAAAGUGAUAUCUUAAAGCUUCGAUGACUAGAUACAGUGUAACGAGAAACCCUAACACCCCCUUCUCUCCAGAGACCUAGCCUGAGUCACCUGCUCUGUCUUGUGUACAGACUCACAGCUGUCUCUGACUGACAGUAUUUAUUGAAGGUGACUCUGUAUGGCACCAAAGUCUACUGCUAUUGUCGACUGUAAUGAAU